GAUCAUCCGCACCGGAUUAUUUCCUUUCUCAUUUUCGUCGCUUUUGUUUCCUAACCCAUCGUCCUUUUUUGCGUGCUUCUCCCUCUUAUCUCUGUUUUCUUCCCCUUUUUCUCAAAUACCCACCCGCCUUGGUUUUAGACUGUGAGGGAUUUGCCAGGUGGGGCUGCUAUUGGAUUUUGCUUUGGCGGGGAUUUUGGCUUUCCUGGAUUCCUUCUUAUACACUGAUUAUUCUUCUCCCAUUUGCUUUCUGGGUUUUGUCUCUCAGGUUUUUCAAUUCGAAUUAUUUCGUCAGAAUCUCUAUUCAGAUUUGAAUAUCUUGGAGACACUGCAUGAAGGGGUUUUCAUUUUCUCCGUGUUUCCAAAUUUUCGAAGAUUUUCUUGCAAAAUGGGAGACUCUGCUUUCAAUUUGGACACUGGCUACGUGAGCCCAUUGGAUCUCUCCACUGAUGUUGAUCCUUUGUAAGUGAUUUUAGGAGCUCAAAACAUCUUUAGAUGGAGGUGUUUUCUAAUUGCAAGCUGUCAAACUUCUUCGGCACCACUUUUAAGUCAAUAACUUGCAAAUGUAUGUUCCUGGCGGUUGCUGUUUUGAUUCUUAGAGCUCUUUUGCUUCCUCCAGCCCCUGCCUUCGGUGGGAUUGAAUGGACUGAUCUUGUUUAUAUCCCUACCCUUUCUUUGUCAUCGAGUUCUGCAUCUGGGAUCAGGCAAGAUAAGUUUUUGGAGGUCCCUCAGAUUGUAUGGGGAUUAAACAACCAGAAGAUAGCAUUUGCAAGGGCUUGUCUUACUGCCAGAAUGCUCAAUCGAACUCUAUUGAUGCCUAGCCUUAGCGCCUCCUUGUUUUACAAAGAAAUUGACCUUCUACAACCCAUUUCCUUUGACAAGGUUUUCCAAUUUGAGAAGUUUAAUUCACUCUGUAGUGGGUUUGUAAGGUUGGGUCGCUACUCUGAUCUUCUAAACCAAACCCAAGUGCUUGAAAUGCAAAAGGGAAGUGGAAGGAAGUGGACAUUGGAGAGGGACAUGGAUCAAUUGAUACAAUAUAGCAGAGACCCGUUUGAUCAACACGAGGUAAUUCGAAUUGUGGGAAAAAACCCUUUCCUGUGGCAUGAUCAUUGGCCAGUGAAGGAUUAUGCAAGUGUUUUUGAGUGCUUGGUUUGGGUAGAUGAGAUUGCAAAGGAGGCAGAUAGGGUUGUGUCGAAGAUCAAAACAAUUGGAAAAGAAGUGAGAGGUGAAACUGAUAGCUCUUUGUUAAAGCCUCUGCCAUAUAUAGCUGUCCACAUGAGGAUAGAGAUAGAUUGGAUGAUUCACUGUAAAAAAGUAGAGCAAAGAUUAAACACGAAUCAAAUCUGCAGUAGCAAGAUAGAGAUUAUGGACAGAGUUGGGAAUCUCAGGAACACUGCGGACCUCGAGACUCCAGUUGUUGUUUAUCUUGCAGUGGCUGAUAAGCUUCUUAACGAUUCAUCCCUACUGGAAGGUUGGGGAGAAGGAUUUCUUCCUUAUGAGAAGAAGAAACUUGGGGUUGAUGGAAUUUACAGCAAGUAUCCGUAUCUGAUUCAGUCUGCAAUUGACUAUGAAGUUUGCUCAAGGGCUGAUAUCUUUGUGGGGAACAGUUUCACAUUUUCAAGCCUGAUUGUGCUGGAAAGAACACAGAAGAUUAGAAUGGGUGCGUCUAGCAGUGGUAUGUGUAAAACUGAUCUAAGAUGGCCUUCUUAUGCCUAUAAUAUAGCUGGAGAAUCAAGUGGUCCAAUGAAAUGGAUCACUAAUAUGUCUGAUGCAAGUCUUCAAGCUGUGAGCUAUGGCACCAGUCACUUAUCUUGUUGACAUGUACUAUGUCUCUGCAACUUCAAAAUGUAGAGUAGAUUAGCAAAGAAAAAGAAAAAGGUAGAAAGGAUUUUUUUUUUUGUUCUUUUGUUUAUAUUUAUUCUUCCCUUGUAUUCCCUUUUGGAAGGGGGUCGUAUGACUUGGGAGGUUGAGGAACUAGUGCAUCUUUUCUUCUUGCUGAGUCCUUUUUCUUUGGUGCGGAAAAAUAAAUCAAAUAUUUUGUAUGCAUGUUGAAAUCAAUGUUUCACUUUUGUAAUAA
This is a messenger RNA of Neltuma alba, 2074 nucleotides long. RefSeq names its product O-fucosyltransferase 23. NCBI's taxonomy places the organism in Eukaryota, Viridiplantae, Streptophyta, Magnoliopsida, Fabales, Fabaceae. The record is from RefSeq and is a predicted model, not a curated record. Gene Ontology annotation, biological process: pollen-pistil interaction.